Lasiodiplodia theobromae is the source of this 570-nucleotide messenger RNA. Its product is annotated as Mpv17/Pmp22 family protein. Gene Ontology annotation, cellular component: mitochondrion; cytoplasm; membrane. Bases 1 to 570 code for a protein of 189 amino acids. Lineage: Eukaryota; Fungi; Ascomycota; Dothideomycetes; Botryosphaeriales; Botryosphaeriaceae. The record is from RefSeq and is a predicted model, not a curated record. The transcript has 5 exons.
AUGCUCCGCUGGUACCAAUUGAAGCUCGCUCAGCGCCCGCUGCUGACGCAGAGCAUCACCACCGCCAUUCUGUUCGCGACCGGCGACACCAUGGCCCAGCAGCUCGUCGAGCGCAAGGGCAUGAAGAACCACGAGUGGGAUCGCACUGCUCGCAUGGCCGGCUACGGUGGUAUCAUCUUCGGCCCGGCUGCGACGACGUGGUUCAAGACGCUGCAGCGCAUCCAGCUGAAGUCGACCAAUGGCACCAUCCUGGCCCGCGUGGCUGCAGACCAGCUGCUCUUCGCCCCCACCAACAUGUGCUUGUUCCUGUCGACCAUGGCCGUCCUUGAGGGCGGCAGCCCCAAGGACAAGCUCAACUCGACCUACUGGCCUGCUCUGACCAAGAACUGGAUGGUUUGGCCCUUCGUGCAGGUCGCCAACUUCAAGUUUGUCCCGCUCGAGCACCGCGUGCUGGUGGUCAACGUCAUUUCUCUCGGCUGGAACUGCUACCUCAGCUUCCUCAACAGCCAAGGCGGCGCUGCAGCUGCCGGCGCCGAAGCCGGCUCCUUGGCUGCCGAGAAGAAGGAAUGA